This is a messenger RNA of Durusdinium trenchii, 2358 nucleotides long. NCBI's taxonomy places the organism in Eukaryota, Dinophyceae, Suessiales, Symbiodiniaceae. The record is from the annotation of a GenBank genome assembly.
AUGACUCAACCUGUCAAGCGCAAGACGCGCAUGGAGGUCAUUGAGGACCUGAUCCAAGCACAAACUGAGGAGAUUCCAGGUCAGCACGUCAUCUUCUUGGACCGUGCCUACGUUCGCUGCCGCAGGUGCAAAGGCUAUGUCCUGGCCAGAACUUCUCAGGAGAACUUCGACCACUGGCUUCACGAGCCAUGUGUGGUGGGACCCAUUCCGGAAGAGCAGUGGCAGGGGCACCCAUCGCACAGGAUGGAAAGGUGCGGCAACAAGGCCUUUUGCACCCGGUGUCACAGCCGCACCAAAGUGCAGGACAAUGAGCCUGAGCUCACGGACAAGCUCCGCCAACGAUGUCAGUUGGCAUCCGGAAUCGUUUUACUCCAUGUGCAGGAGCAAAGGAAGGCACGGCAAGACGGAGCUUCCGGUGGUCCUGGUCCAGGCGAUGAACGCCCGCCUCCCACGGAGGAGGAUCUCCAGCAGCUGCAGGUGUGGCUGGCGAAAUUCCCCCUCGACACCAAGGCGCUCCAGGCCUUGGAAGCCCUGGAUCCACGCGACGCGGUCAAAGCGCUGCAGGAGCUGGAGCAAAAGGGCCCCGGGAUCCGAAAUCCUUCCGCCUGGAUCUGCAAGACCGCGCAGAACCUUCGAGAGAGGUAUGGUGGCAAAGCUCCACCAGAGGAGAAGCCGAACGAGAAGAAAGAGCUGGACAUUGUGGAUCACUAUGGUGCGUUAGAAGUUGCAGAAGAUGCGGAUGAGAAAGAAAUCAAGAAGGCCUACAGGAAGUUGGUGCUCAAGUGGCAUCCGGAUAAGCAUCCGGAAGGCCGUGAAGAAGCCGAAGAAAAGAUUCGUGCUAUCAACAACGCCUAUGAGACCUUGAGCAAUGCCACGAAGCGUGCCACCUAUGACGCUCAACGUCAGGCCUUGCUUCGGCAGCAGCGGGGCCACGGACCCGACCUGCAGGGCGCGCCACGUCAGAGAAUCCCACGAGAGUUCAUGCUCCAACCCAUUGGGUAUCCCGACAAGUUUGUGCGCUACGCCUCUGAACGGGCGAUGUCCCAAUGCGAGGUGACCAGCCGGGCGGACGCUCGCCUCGAUGGGAAGAGUGGUUUGGAUCAGUUCGUGCCCUUCUUCCGGGCUGCGAAGCUCUCGCUCUGGUGGUUGCCCGACGUCAACAACAUGUGCCGCAUCCGGGCGCUGGAAGCUCGCACGCGGUCGAGCGCCGGCGAGAAGGUGGUGGCCGGACGGCCUGGAGGUUUCAACCUGGGCUUCGAGAUCGAAGUCGGUCGCGACUCUGACCUCAAGCUCAUGGAGGCGGGAAAAGGAGAACUUAACGAGAACGUCAAUUUCAUCGUGGUGUCCAGCCCUCUCUACGACAACGCCUUUCGCUUCGAGGCCGCCUUCAAGAAGGGCUACUACUUGGCUUUCCGGCCGCCUACGCUGCUGAGGAUGAUCCCGUACAAUGGUGGGCCGCUGCCCAAAAAGGUGGUCAUCGAUUUCACCUUGGUCGACUUCCAGGCAAUGUUUAAGUUCAUCGACAUUGAAGAGGUGCUUCGACCAGUCAUCGAGAGCAAAGGCGGUUGGGUGCCCCUGGAGCAGGUCAAGGCCGAUGCCAACGUCGUCGCAUAUUUCAACAACAUUUUGCAGAAACCCAUGUGGGAUGAUGAUGACUUUCAGACGUACUUUGAGGGCCACUUCGAGAUGUGGGAGUACCGGACGUCGCCAAAGCAAGCGGUGAGGCUGAAGGGCGUGGACGAGCGCUUGGGCCACGCCCUGGAGCGAGUGAAGGACGCAGAUGAAGCAGCUUCGUUGGUGGUGACGGCCGGAGAAGAACUGAAACGCCUCCAUUGGCGCUACCUGCUGAACGCCUUCGAAGCGUUGAGCUUGAAGUCAAAGAGUGAGGAAAUCUCUGCAGUCGUGGAGCGGAUGGAGGCGCAGCGACGGCUCCUAGGGGCCCUGGGCGGCAUGUUGAGCAUCGAGGUGGACUUCGCUCACUUGGUGCGUUUCGCCCGGCUGCUCUUGAUGCCGGGAUUUGCCAAGGACGUGGCACAGAGGAUUGAAGUGGAGGCUGCUGCCCUGGGCAAAGUCGUCCUGGGUCGCGCCAAGGCCGUCGAGAGCGGUCAGGUGGCCGACGUGGUGAAGUUGGACGACCUGAAGUCGAUCCUUUCCUUGCCAGGAAUGUCCAACAGCGACGUGCUGGCCAGGAUCACGUCUCCUCCUUUGUCCGAGGCCCCCUUAGACCAGAUCCUGGAUGCUGUUGCAUCGGCCAGCGCGGCUCAUGCGCCGGCCUUCGCGCGGGAGGUGACCGGUGCUGUUCUCGACGGGACGGGUGAAACGACUCCCCCUUUGGGGGUCGGGAUGUCGGAGAGAUGA